Messenger RNA from Momordica charantia (bitter melon), 2400 nucleotides. RefSeq names its product Protein kinase superfamily protein (gene ATSIK). Gene Ontology annotation, molecular function: ATP binding; protein kinase activity. NCBI's taxonomy places the organism in Eukaryota, Viridiplantae, Streptophyta, Magnoliopsida, Cucurbitales, Cucurbitaceae. The record is from RefSeq and is a predicted model, not a curated record. Gene Ontology annotation, biological process: protein phosphorylation.
GCGGAUGAGUGUAUGGGCCCAUUUAGGUUGAGCUGUUGACAAUUUUGAUGAGGCAGUGCAGCCCAUUAAGAAAUCGUUGGGCCGGCCCACGUUGUGAUAGAAUGCCGGAAAUUCAGGGGCGGGCAUGGAAAAUCACGAUUCGUGCCAAGAUCAGUAAGUUGUAUAUCAAGUUCAAGGCGACCGUAAAACGUCCUUCGGGGGAAUUCCAACGCCUCCUUAGGCUGGAUAAAUUGGUCUUCAGAGUGGAUUCAGAAUCCGGAUCUCGGAUCCUGCUCCAACAAAGAAGGAGUGUGAAAUCCCGGAUCCUCAGCUUCGUGAAGAAACAUUUCGGGCGCCGCCGAUCCAAAAACAGCGUUGGCUUCAAAUGCCAUUCCUAGUUGCCGAAAUUGAAAGUGGAAAUGGAUGUUGGCGUUUGGGCCGCUUGGAAUUAAGGUGUGUGGCUGCUUUUGGCGUUGGAUUGGGUGGUGUUUUAUGGAUCCACAAACAUUGAUACAAAAAGCCUACCAUUUCUCUAGAGGCUUUAAAAAAAAGAUGCGGUGUUUCACUGCUUGGAAGAGUAAAAAGAAACGGCCCGAUCAGCCUGUGUACGCCAAAUCCAUUAAUCCUAAGGAGGAGGAGCACUUGCCAACUAUGCUCCCAGAGCCUCAACUUCAAACUCGAUUGUUGCAGUCUGCACCACCAAGUUUUAGGACCAGAGUAAAACCUAUUCAACCGGCCAGUAGAGUAUCCAGCAAUAGAGCAAGGGCAUUAUCUGCUCCCUCAUCUCUUGAUGCUGCCGAACAGGAUGCUCUUGCAGUAAUUGAUUAUGAAGAACAGGAUGAAACGAAAAUUUAUGCUGGAUUGAAUAAGGAACAAAAGUCUUCUGGACCCCGACCGCUUCCCCUUCCUUCACCUCAGGCUACUGCUUCUCUGAAGAUUUCUGGCAGCUUUAAAUCAGUGACUUCCAGUGGACCUUUAUAUUUGUCAGGACCCUUGCCACUACCUCCAACUGGAGCACUCCGGAACUUCACAUUUGAAGAAGUAUCAGCUGCUUGUCAUAAUUUUUCUUCUGAUCGUUGCACAUCAGAAGGUCUCUCAUCUUUUAUAUAUAAGGCUUCCUUCGGAGAUGAUUCUUCUAGCUUAAGAAAAUUCGAGGCUACUGUUACACGUCUUCAUUCAUCAAAUCAGGGAUUAAGGGAAUUUGUCAAUGAAGUCAACACGCUGGCCUCUUUACAACAUCCUAACCUUUGUAAAUUACUUGGCUUCCAUGCACGUGAUGGCUCGGAGCAGAGGAUGUUGGUGUAUGAAAGGCUUUUUCAUGGAAGCUUGGACAGACUUCUACAUUCGAGGUCUGAUGGACCUCUCAUUGACUGGAAUUCAAGAAUGAAGAUUGCAUUAUGUGCUGCCCAAGGUCUGACUUUCUUGCACGAAGAAGGUCCUUUCCAGGCAAUGUACAAUGAAUUUUCAACUGCAAACAUACAGAUUGACAAAGAUUUCAGCGCAAAACUUUCUGGAUAUGGCUGUGUCGGACACAUUCCCGAGUCAGAGAUAUCCAACAAUUCAGUGGUGGGUGCAAGUCUAUCAGUGGAAACCUUGGAGAGAGGGUUACUCACUCCUAAGAGCAAUGUUUGGAGUUUUGGAAUUGUUCUUCUGGAACUUCUCACUGGCAGGAGGAAUCUCGAUAACCGUCAUCCAAAGGAAGAGCGCAACUUAGUUAAGUGGAGCCGGCCUUUCCUCGCAGAUGACUGUAGACUGUCACUGAUCAUGGAUCCUCAGCUUAAAGGACGCUUCCCGUCUAAAGCAUCAAGGAUGGUGGCUGAUAUAGCCCAAAGAUGUCUUCAGAAAGAUCCAUCUGAAAGACCCACAAUGAGAACAAUUGUUGAACGUCUUAGCAGCAUACAAGAUAUGAAGCACUCCUGUCGGUUUCCUUUGCAAGAACCUGCAGCAGUUGCUGGAAAACAGAUUGCAAGGUCUCCGAGCCUUAAUGGCAUCAUCACCCCAGCGCCCAGGUUGAGUUUCUCACCGUCGCCUCCUUCAGGAGCGCGGCUGUCUGUAUCUCCAUCUAGGCAUUCCCUGCCGUUAUCUCUUCCACCACGUGCCUGUUCCUCGCACUCACUUGAGGAGCUUAAUAGACAAGGAAGCCGAAAAUCAUCGUCAUCGGCCUUUCGGCGAACUGGGGUUGAAGGAUUUUGAUUGUGUAUAUGCGCUAGCGCUAUUUUUUUUUCUUUUUAUACUCAUUUUCCUACUUUUUUGGUGAUUCAAACGAAUACAUAAAAGAUAAAUGCAACCCCUCGUGCUGUUGUAAAAGAAAAACGCUUUGUUUUGUAGAUAUAAUUUGGUUAUGGUGGCCUUGGUGGGAUUGGGCCAGCAUCGCUUGAUGCAAAGUGCCGUUUAACAGAGAUCUGUUUGAGCUUUCUACCA